Engraulis encrasicolus (European anchovy) is the source of this 1251-nucleotide messenger RNA. It is a transcript of the gene mrpl39, whose product is annotated as mitochondrial ribosomal protein L39. The record is from RefSeq and is a predicted model, not a curated record. Gene Ontology annotation, cellular component: mitochondrion. The coding region runs from base 142 to 1167 and encodes 341 amino acids. NCBI's taxonomy places the organism in Eukaryota, Metazoa, Chordata, Actinopteri, Clupeiformes, Engraulidae. The transcript has 10 exons. Gene Ontology annotation, molecular function: nucleotide binding; RNA binding.
AAGCGCGUACUGCCACUGACAGCAAACGGAACAGCAUGGCGUCUUACAGGAGUUGUUGAUAUGUGUCCUCACGUCGUCUCGCUUGAGUGUUUCUUUAUGUGUUAACGUUUUAAGACUGAUUAUCUUGUGCGCCUCUGAGAAAUGAUGGCUUGCAGAACAGCAUGUCAGAUGUUGCAGCGACGUCUGGUGUCCAGUGCCGCCACUUCAACGCGGCUAUCAUCGGCGGAGCUGCAUAGUCGGCGCAACUCCCUUUUUUCCCAGGAACAGGCUCGCCAGCGGGCGCUUUACCCACGCGUAGAAAAAAUUGAGGUCCAAAUGCAAGGGCCCGGCUUACAAGGCACACUCCUGGUCAUGAACAAAGGGAUGUCUACUCCUCACAGCUGUGCACGCCACCUGACGGAGUGGCACACGGACAGUGCGGCCCUGGCACUUGUGGACGGCGAGGCAUGGCCCCUUCACAAGCCUCUCACACAGUCCUGCUCGCUCACACUGCUCACUUUUAAAGACCCCAAUCCCCUCAUAGCCAAUCAGGCCUACUGGAGGUCUUGUGCAGCCCUUCUUGGGCAGGUUUUAGAGAAUGCCUUCAAAGACGAAUACACUGUUGAGCUUCUGAAGAUUCCUGAAGUGCCAGUGACGUCAGGAGCGUUUGCCUGUGACAUGGUGCUGGACCCACAGCUAGACUCAUGGACCCCCUCCGAGGAGUCUCUGCGGUCUCUGACGCGUGAUGCCCAGCAGCUGAUCCAGAAGGACCUGCCCUGGGAGCCCCUGGACGUUACUCCCUCCGUGGCCCUCGACAUAUUCGCCCACAGCAGACGUAAGCAGUCAGAGGUAGAGGAGUUGGCAGCUCAAAGCUCCAGUGGCACAGUAAGCCUUUACAGAUGUGGAGAGCACGUUACACUGAGCGGGGGCCCCCUGGUGGCCAGGACAGGGCUGUGCAUGCAGUACGAGGUGACGGCCAUCCACAGUGUGGAGCAGGGGGCCUGGGGCCUGCACCGCCGAGCACAGGGCCUCUCGCUCCCCCUGCAGCUACAGGCUCAUCAUACAGUGUGGAGAAAGCUACGAAAGAGGGCAGAGAAAUUGGUAGAGGUAUCAACGCCGCCCUCCGCCAGUGAAGCUGCUGCUGCACUUGCGUCUCCUGAAAGCCCUGCUCCUUCCACCCAACAGUGACACACACGCACACGCACACACACACACUGAUCUCCAGCCCCAACAUUAUGUCCUUUAUCCAUCAAUAAAUAUUUGAAGUCUGUG